AUGGGGACCAAGGCGGGCUGCGGGGUGACAUCUCGGCCGCUGCUGCUGCUUCUGCUGCUCCUGCAGCCGCCGUUGCGCCCCGCCGAGCUGGAGCCAGAACUGCUGCCCGGGAACUUUUCCUCCGAUGAGGCCGGAGCGUGGCAGUUCGCGAUCAGCUACAACUCGAGCGCCGAGAAGAUGUUCUACCGCGGCAUGGUGGCCAGCUGGGCGUACGACACCAACAUCACGGCGGAGAACGCGCAGGUCCAGGAACAAACAGCCCUGCUCAGCCAAGAGUUCACUGAGGUUUGGGGCCUGAAGGCCAAGAAGCUGUUUGACCCGCACUGGCAGAACUUUACAAACAGCACACUGAAAAGGGUCAUUGAGAGUGUGCGCAUCCUGGGACCCGCCAACCUGGACCUGACCAAGCGGCAGGAGUACAACUCUCUGCUCAGCAACAUGAGCCGAAUCUACUCCACAGCCAAGGUCUGCUUCCCCAACAACACAGGACCCUGCUGGUCUCUGGACCCAGAGCUCACCACCAUCAUGGCCACCUCCAAAAGUUACACACAGCUUCUCUAUGCCUGGGAGGGCUGGCACGACGCCUCAGGUAUCCCGAUGAGGCCCCUGUACCAGAAUUUCACAGCCCUCAGCAAUGAGGCCUACAGGCAGGAUGGCUUUGAGGACACUGGAGCCUACUGGCGCUCCUGGUACGAGUCCCCCAGCUUUGUGGAGGACCUGGAGAAGAUCUACCAGCAGCUGGAGCCCCUCUACCUGAACCUCCAUGCCUAUGUGCGCCGCGCACUGUACCGCCACUAUGGAGAGAGAUAUGUCAACCUCAGGGGGCCCAUCCCUGCUCACCUUCUGGGUAACAUGUGGGCACAGAGCUGGGAGAGUAUCUACGACAUGGUGGUGCCUUUCCCCAACAAGCCUAACCUUGAUGUCACGGACACCAUGGUGCAGAAGGGCUGGAAUGCCACGUACAUGUUCCAGGAGGCUGAGAGGUUCUUCACCUCGUUGGGACUCUUGCCCAUGCCCCCCGAGUUCUGGGCAGAGUCAAUGCUGGAGAAGCCCACAGAUGGGCGGGAGGUGGUGUGCCACGCGUCCGCCUGGGACUUCUUCAACAGGAAGGACUUCAGGAUCAAGCAGUGUACACGGGUCACGAUGGACCAGCUGUCUACGGUGCACCACGAAAUGGGCCAUAUCCAGUACUACCUGCAGUACAAGGACCAGCCCGUCUCCCUGCGAGAAGGCGCCAACCCUGGCUUCCAUGAGGCUAUCGGGGAUGUGAUGGCCCUGUCUGUCUCCACACCUGCCCACCUGCACAAAAUCGGCCUGCUGGAUCAGGUCACCAAUGACACUGAAAGUGACAUCAAUUUCCUGUUGAAGAUGGCCCUGGAAAAAAUUGCCUUCCUGCCCUUUGGCUACUUGGUGGACCAGUGGCGUUGGGGGGUUUUUAAGGGGAGUAUCCCCCCUUCCCGGUACAACUUUGACUGGUGGUAUCUUCGAACCAAGUAUCAGGGGAUCUGUCCCCCGGUUGCCCGAAAUGAAAGCCACUUUGAUGCCGGAGCUAAGUUCCAUGUCCCCAAUAUGACACCGUACAUCAGGUAUUUUGUGAGCUUCAUCCUGCAAUUCCAGUUCCAUGAAGCCCUGUGCAAGGAAGCCAGUCACACGGGUCCCCUGCACCAGUGUGACAUCUACAAGUCCACCAAAGCUGGAGAUAAGCUCCGAGAGGUGCUGAAAUCUGGCUCCUCGCGGCCCUGGACGGAGUUGCUGAGGGAUGAAAUUGGAGUAGACAAACUCGACGCUCAGCCACUGCUCAACUACUUCCAGCCUGUCAUCCAGUGGCUCAAGGAGCAGAACGAGAAGAACAACGAGGUCCUGGGCUGGCCGGAGUAUCAGUGGCGUCCCCCACUGCCCCCCAAUUACCCUGAGGGCUUUGACCUGGUGACUGAUGAGAAGAAGGCCAGCCAGUUCUUGGAGGAGUAUGAGCAGAAAUCCCAGGUGGUGUGGAAUGAGUACACAGAGGCCAGCUGGAAUUACAACACCAACAUCAGCAAAGAGAACAGCAAGAUCCUGAUGGAGAAGAAUGCCCAGAUGGCCAACCACAGUGUCAAGUAUGGCCUCUGGGCCCGCCAGUUUGACGUGACCAACUUCCAGAACGCCAGCAUGAAGCGGAUGAUCAAUAAGAUCCAGGACAUAGACCGGGCAGCACUGUCCCCCUCGGAGCUGAUGGAGUACACCCAGAUCCUGAUGGACAUGGAGACCAACUACAGUGUGGCCUCCGUGUGCCACUCCAAUGGCACCUGCCUAUCCCUGGAGCCUGAUCUCACAUCUCUGAUGGCCACAUCUCGGGACUAUGAUCAGCUGCUGUGGGCAUGGAAGGGCUGGCGGGCCACAGUGGGAAAGGCCAUCCGUCCCUCUUUCCCCAAGUAUGUGGAAUUCAGCAACAAGGCUGCCCAGCUCAAUGGCUACAAAGAUGCAGGAGAUGGCUGGCGCUCUGUGUAUGAGACACCAGACCUAGAGCAGAUCCUGGAGCAGCUGCUGGAGGAGCUGCAACCCCUCUACCUGAACCUGCAUGCCUAUGUGCGCCGCUCCCUACACCAACAUUAUGGGCCCCAGCACAUCAACCUGGAAGGCCCCAUCCCUGCCCACCUGCUGGGCAACAUGUGGGCACAGACCUGGUCCAACAUCUACGACCUGGUGAUCCCCUUUCCGUCCGCCUCCAAGUUGGAUGUCACAGAGAACAUGAUAAAACAGGGAUGGACCCCCAAAAGAAUGUUUGAGGAAGCUGACAAUUUCUUCACCUCCCUGGGCAUGCUGCCUGUGACACCCGAGUUCUGGGAGAAGUCCAUGCUGGAGAAGCCGACAGAUGGGCGGGAGGUGGUAUGCCAUGCCUCAGCCUGGGACUUCUAUAAUGGCAAGGACUUCAGGAUCAAGCAGUGCACCUCCGUGAACAUGGAGGAACUGCUGGUGGUGCACCACGAAAUGGGCCACAUCCAGUACUUCAUGCAGUACAAGGACCAGCCCAUGGCCUUCCGGGAGGGCGCCAACCCCGGCUUUCAUGAGGCCAUUGGGGACGUGCUGACCCUCUCAGUGUCCACUCCCAAGCACCUCCACAGCAUCAACUUGCUGAGCAGCGAAAGUGGUGGCUAUGAGGAAGACAUCAACUUCCUGAUGAAGAUGGCACUGGAUAAAGUGGCCUUCAUCCCCUUCAGCUACCUCAUCGAUCAGUGGCGCUGGAAAGUGUUUGAUGGCAGAAUCUCUGAGAAGCACUACAACCAGGAGUGGUGGAACCUCAGGCUGAAGUACCAAGGCCUCUGUCCCCCAGUAACCAGGUCUCAAGAGGACUUUGACCCAGGGGCCAAGUUCCACAUUCCUGCAAAUGUGCCUUAUAUCAGGUACUUCAUUGGUUUCUUCAUCCAGUUCCAGUUCCAUGAGGCGCUGUGCCAGGCAGCAGGUCACACAGGCCCCCUGCACAAAUGUGACAUCUACAAGUCCAAGGAGGCUGGGAAGCGCCUGGCGGAUGCGCUGAAACUGGGCUUCAGCAAGCCAUGGCCAGAAGCCAUGAAGCUGCUUACAGGUCAACCCAACAUGUCGGCCUCGGCCAUGCUGAACUACUUCAAGCCACUGCUGGACUGGCUGGUCACCGAGAACAGGCGGCAUGGGGAAAAGCUGGGCUGGCCACAGUACAACUGGUCUCCGGACUCUGCUCCAGUCGAGGAUGGCUCCCUGGACAACGGCCGUGUCAACUUCCUGGGCAUGAACCUGGAGGAGCAGCAGGCUCGCGUGGGCCAGUGGGUGCUGCUCUUCCUAGGGGUGGCCCUCCUGGUGGCCACCCUGGGCCUCGUUCAUCGCCUCUGCAUCAUUCGCAAGCACAACCAUCACCAGAUGCAUCACGAGCCCCAAUUUGGCUCUGAAGUGGAGCUGCGGCACUCCUGAGGGUCAGACAGGGGAGGCCAAGGACGGGGCUCUUGAAAUUCACCUCAACCUGCUCUUCCCUGCCUACAAAUCCUGCCCCCCUCUGCCCUCUACCCUUAGUGUUGUGUUGAGGGGCUACCCUCCACUUUAGGCCUGCCUGGCCAUGAGCCCAUGCUGCCACCAGCCUCUCUCUGAAUAUGAUUAAAGGCUCUGCCCUUCU
This is a messenger RNA of Suncus etruscus (white-toothed pygmy shrew), 4120 nucleotides long. Its product is annotated as angiotensin-converting enzyme-like. Gene Ontology annotation, cellular component: plasma membrane. The record is from RefSeq and is a predicted model, not a curated record. NCBI's taxonomy places the organism in Eukaryota, Metazoa, Chordata, Mammalia, Eulipotyphla, Soricidae. Gene Ontology annotation, molecular function: metallopeptidase activity; peptidyl-dipeptidase activity. Gene Ontology annotation, biological process: proteolysis. The transcript has 25 exons. The coding region runs from base 1 to 3921 and encodes 1306 amino acids.